This is a messenger RNA of Dinoponera quadriceps, 9078 nucleotides long. It is a transcript of the gene jdp, whose product is annotated as J domain-containing protein. The record is from RefSeq and is a predicted model, not a curated record. Gene Ontology annotation, cellular component: cytoplasm. The coding region runs from base 1419 to 1946 and encodes 175 amino acids. NCBI's taxonomy places the organism in Eukaryota, Metazoa, Arthropoda, Insecta, Hymenoptera, Formicidae. The transcript is spliced from 4 exons.
AGUUUCGAAAUCGAUUCGGACGCGUCAGUAACUGCGACGAUAACGGCGUUCCGCGUCAUUCGAAGGGGACCAGUCAUCGCUGAUUGACGUCGCGAUGAUCGUUCGUGUUAAUAGUGCUGUCAAUUUCGAUUACUCGGGUACUCGAGUACACUGAAAACUGAGUUUGGUUGGGUCUACCUGACAAUGUAUAACUUAACAUGUUUUGGUUGAAAGAAAUAAAAUUUCUAGUCCUCAUGUACUAAAUUUGAUUCUAACAAUUAGAAAUCCUGUUUCCUUCAGCCAAAACGCGUUUGGUAGUUCAUUGUUAGGUAGACUUAACGAAACUCAUUUUUCAGUGUUACUUGGGUCUUUCGGUAACUGAGUAUACGGCUAAAUUCAGACGUGAUAAAUUAUUGAUUGUCUUAACGAUAACAAAUAAUAAUAAUAUUUGAAAUCCAUAUAUUCAAUUGCUGAAAGACCCGGGUAGUCGAAAUUGACAGCGCUAAUCUGAAAGUGAAAGUGCUUAUUGAGCAAACGUUUGCGACUUGAUUUUCUGACAGAGAGCUCCAACUUGUUUCGCCGGGAAAAACGCGACGUGCGAGAGAACGCACGGAGUGAAACCGUGUUCGAUAUAUCCGAUGUGUCAAUUGGAAAACGCGAGUUCCACUCGUGCCUCGAGCGCCUUUGCGAGGCGAGACGCAAAAAAUCUUAAUUACCUCGACAUGUAUCGAAAGGCGAUUUCCUGCCUCCUCCUGUCGUCGAGGUCUUGUAUGCAGAGCCGCAUACAUGGUCUCUUGCUCUCCCGGAGAACUUAAUAAUUUCAAACUCGAUCUAACAGAUCGGAGGGAGGGAGAAUCAGGCAAUUCCCAAAGAGGGUCUAAGCUACGAGAAACAAAACGCGAGUUUCGGUGAAUUAUGUUAAAGUCGUAGGUUGCGAUCACCCGAUGGAACGUUGACGGGGUGGUGGGUGGGUGGAUAGGUGGUUGAUAGGCGCACGAGGGGUGAGCCGAGUCGCAACAGGCGCGCAACUGCGCAUAGGAUGUAUAUCGUGUAAAAGGGAAGAGAGAGAGAGAGAGAGAGAGCAAACGAGCGAGCGAGCAAGAGAGAGAGAGAGAGAGAGAGAGAUGCGGGCUCGGGCUUUUCGAAUACGCAGUCGCGUGGAAUUCCCCGGGAAUCGGGUCUUUCCGGGUCUCGGCGACACGGUUUUCCCCUCACUCGGCGCACCACAGCGAAGGCAGGUAGUCGACGACGCGCUACUCACGGAUUCACUCACGGCAACAGGUGACGGGAUCUCGACCGAGUCCGGAGGAGCGAACGAAGCAGAGAUCCACGAGAGCGGAAAUCGCGAUCGAGCAACGCGCGGGGAACAGUUUGGGCGCGAGCGUUCAGCAGCUCCGUAGGGCGAAGGUCGCGAGAGCGAGGAUCUUGGAAGGAGCGAGAUGAGUGUCGAGGACGUCAUCAAUUACUCGCCCAGUGAGGAGGAGGACUAUUACGCACUGUUGUCCUGCGACGAGUCUUCCACGGUUGAGCAGAUCACAGCGGAAUAUAAAGUGCUAGCGCUUCAAUACCAUCCGGACAAGAACGAGGGUGAUAAAGAGGCUGAGAAGAAAUUCCAGCAGUUAAAGUACGCGAAGGAGGUUCUCUGCGACCCCGAGAAGAGGAUCAACUACGACAAAUGGCGAAACAGCGGUAUCAAGAUCAGUUACAAGCAAUGGCUCGGCAUGAAGGAGCAUGUGCACCAGACUAUGCACUGGAGCACGCCGAAGACGAAGGACCGGAUGCUGCCGGACACGAGCGGAGAAGCGGGCGGCUCGCCAGCUCACCUUAGGAGCCACCCUCCAAACGUACACAGGAGGGCAUCGGAGGGUGGGGCCACGAAUCUCUAUUACCGUUCGGGCCACGGGGUCCCGUUCAAUUGUCAGGAGCCCAGCGAGAUCGUCAGUAAGUUUCGCAAUUAUGAGAUCUAAGGAGAAAGAGAAGAAGUGAAGGGGGCAGAGGAAGGGAGAGAAAAAGAGAGGAGGACCGAGUGUCGUCUCUCGUCGGGACCGACUCCACUAUUACCGGACGUCUUUAUGGAAGCAAGAGUACGUACUGGACAAAGAUCUACUUGUAUACAAAUGUCGUACAGGGCAUUGGUCGGAUCGCGUUAACAUAUCGGGCAUGCUUCUUCGCCGUUUCCUUGCACGGGAAACGAAAUUUCGUUGGAUUUACUCGAAAACGAGCAAACCGAACGCGUUUUGGUGGAAGGAAACAGGCGGUCAUUCAACAAUUACGUCAUGGAAUGUUUGGCUAUUUUUCACUCUCCUCCUCCCUUUCGUCACAUUUCGUCACAAAGCAUUUGCCUUCGUUCAAUAUUACGUGAUAUGUGGAACUAUCUUCUUUCCGUCGGCACGUAGAGUAAGAAAAAUAGCUUAUAACCAUACUAUAAUACAACAAUAAUUAUACACUACGCUACUAUCUUUUACUAAAAUAUAAAUAAUUUUUAGCCAAAAUAUUAAAUUAAUUAUUCUAUUUUGUAAUUCUGAUUAGUAAAGUUCUGUUUUUAAAAGAAUAAGUAUUUAAAAAUUAACAUUUUGAUUAUUAUUUUGAUUAUUAAUAUAAAACCAUGUCAAAACGUGAAAAGUUUCAUCAAAUGUAACCAAAUGUGUCACGAAUCAAACAAAGUGAAUAAUCGUGGACACCCAUAUUUGUUAUGUCAUCUAAUGUGAUAUUCCUUUACUGCCCCCUUGUGGUAUGAUGGUAAUUGUUGAAUGCCCUUUAUGUACCAAAUUCAGUUUUGAAAUAACUAGAAAUUCUAUUUCCUUCAAUUAAAACGCAUUUGGCUCGUUUAUUGUCAAGUAAAUUUCAUCGAACUUUCUUUUCCCGUGCGGAUCCACCCUAUUCUUUCGCAAGAUGUUGCAAUCGGGGGAGGUGUCUCUAUCGUUUCCGCGCUGUCGACGCACAGUUUCGGUGACAAUGGUGAUAGAGUCCGAACAGUAGUAAAUAUCUUAAUCUCGGGGGGAAAUCCUUGCCGCUGAAGGCGCAACAAACCGGAUGGUCUCUCAGCCUGCUGCGUCUCGCCGGCUCUCUCGUUUCCUUCCGUCGCUCAGGACGCUUGCCGACUCGAUCCAACGAACAGCCCUGUACGCGCGGUACGUGCUCGCGAUUGCGCGUACGUAUGUGUCGCCUUCAGAUUUAUAUUUUGUUAUACUAUACUAAGCACGAUGAGAAAGAGAGAGAGAGAGAGAGAGAGAGAGAGAGAGAGAGAGAGGGAGAGAGAGAGAGAGAGAGAGCGUGUGUGUGUGUGUGUGUGUGAAAAAGAGGACGAGGAAAGGACCAGAGAAGGCUGGAGGAUUGGUUUGGUAUUAUUUAUAGCUCUCUUCCCGAAGUCUCUCGAGUAACGUCCGAUAUCGUCUGGUCUGGCGAAUACCGAGUCGUGAGUCUCGAGUUCGCGCAUUCUAUGUGUGUCUCUCAAUCUUACGAGGUGUUUAGCGACAGAGAUGUUAAAACGACGUGUAGUGUCGGGGGCUGUAUAGUUUAUCUGUGAUUCCGCGAAUGAGAUUUUUCCACUAUAGAGAUUAACUGGUCGUUCCAACCGUUAAACACUCUGGAAGGUGACACUUGAGCGCGGCCGGUGUCCUUCUACUUCGGACCCCGUUAUUCACUCAAGGACGGUAUUCUCAGUCUGCAGCUUAACGAUAAAAGUCGCAUUUCAAACUGUGCGUUGUCGCUUUCCGCGACUUUCAAUCGUUGACACAGCGACGAUUGUUACCUUCGACGUGGUCACGCGGCGGCGAUUUCCCGGCUAAAAAUACAAACUUGAAAUGUGUUGCGCACGCACGUUGCAAAACGUUGCCGCCGCGAUGGAUGCCCGUUAAUUGAAUCAAGAUCUUCCGGACGUCGCGAGCGUCACCGAGCGUUAUCGAAUUCGUCGGGCGCGACGUUUCGAUUUUCCCCGCGACGUUCGCGAAUUUAGAGACUCAAGGCAACAACUCAAAGAGAGGAAUCCCAACGGAGCGCUCAAGUGUUUCUUUCUACGAUAGAGAACAGAUCGACGACGGCGCACUUGUACCUGUGUCCUAUGUCAAACGCAAAACACAUCGUUCCCUCCCGACGACAGUCAACGGUUGCCCCUUGUCCCGAGUUCCCGAUUGUUAAAAUCGGUGCAGGGACCGCUCGCGAAAUUCGUCCCGAAAUCGCAGGGGAAAAACCGGGAAUCGAGGACUGACGUUGAUCGCGGCACGGUCGCUUAUCGACAGUACGAAACCUCACGCCGAUCAUUUCAAAUCUCCAUUGGCUGAAACUGGACGCACACAAUAGAUAAACAAAUAGGAUUUACACGAGAAACUCUCGGUGGAUUCGCGCGUUCCAAAUUCGCCGCUGCAUCGCCGGCUCGCCGUUGAUUUAACUUGUUGACCGUUACGUUAAAUUCACCUACAUUCUCCGUCGGGUCCAUAUUUCCCGUGUGUUAUUUUAACUUUAAUUUAAGGGAAUCAAUUAAUGCUGAAUUAAUUAAUUAAUGGUUUAUGGAAAUUUGGGGGUUAUCAAUAUUAAUGAUUGGAACGCAGAGAACGGAGAAAAAUUUUUCGCUGUCGUAACAAAUUGCUUGUUACUAUAAUGACAGCAAAAAUAUUUGCCUGGACAGCAAAAGGAUGUGUUUGGGCAGCAAAGAGAUUUGUUAGGAAUAUUAAUUGCUAAUUAUACCAACUAAAUUUUAUUGCUGUCGCAACGAUAUUUUGCUACAACACAAUUAUUUUUUCCGUGUGACAAACCCUUUUACUGCCAUUAGUAACAAGUAAUUCCUUGCGCCAGCAAACAAUUUUUCUCCGGGCAGUUUGACGUUGAAGGAAGAUCGUUUCACGUACGUCUGAAAAAGUCUGACGAAUAAGUCUGACGAAUAAGACGAAUGAGUGCGUUAUACUGUCAAACGUAUUAUCCUCCUAUAAAACGUUUAAUAAAACGUAUUCUCACCAACAACCGCGCUUGGCUCUUAUUGGUUCUUCUAUGUUUUCCGUGAUUGUUUAUCUUGAGAGCUUUGCACAAUUUAGUUUGUUUACGUUAACUUUACCGUUUCUACCGAUAGAAACGGCAAAAUUGAUAAACCAGAUAUUUGCAAUCUUACAAGUACUUGGUGAAAUUAUUCCUAAUCCGUAACUGAAGCCUUCACCCGCAAAAGGAUGACGUUGCUCCCGCGAAAAUUCUCGUAUAACCCAGAUACGAGUGACGUGGCAAUCAACGUGUCGAAUCCUUGAGCGAGCGAGCAAUUCGGCGGAUUCCCGGUCAGUCCUCGCGAGUAAAAAUUGCACGAGCGUCGCGUUUCCCGCCGAUUCGAUCAGCCGGUCGCGUUUUCUCGACGUUUCUCCGAUCGCGGCGGCAGUCGAGCGUUACUCGUCGGUGAAUUGCGUUUGGCAUAUUAUUGAAAAUGCCUACUUAUUAACCGGUAAUUAAUAAUAACACUUAGCGGCAGUUAACCCUGGAUGUGUCGAUGUGUAUAAUCUUAUGAUAAUGCGAUAAGCGUGCUCCUCCUGUAUUAUCGGGUGGCGGCUUCACACGACGCUGCCCGUCUCGAUCAAAGACGUCUGGAUCACGAAGGAUCGAAUCGAUCUUACUCUUCCUGAGAGAAGUGUGCGAUCUCUCCUGUCGAUCCUCCCUUCGGAUGAUGCCCGAAACACAUCACGUCAUCGGUCCAUCGCGUUUUCCCCGUUUCGUUUCCGUGUUCCGGAUGUAGUAUGACGACAACGACGAUGACGACGAUCCGACAGAGAGACACGCCUUAAUUGUGCACGAGGUAGGAAGACAAGAGGAUGUAAGCGGAGAGUAUUAAUUGAGGCCGUUGGGUAAAUCGGGGGCUUACAUCGCGCCUACGCCGGCUAGCGAACGGCUAAUGCGGUAGGUAAAUGCCAAUAUAAGGAUGGACAAAAUCGAUAUCGCUGAUAACGAACAGUCUAAAGACGUUUCCUUCUGUUUUAAAUUUAGAUCGUGCGAUCGAUUGUUUCCUUUUUCCUUCUUUCCCAAGGAUACACAAGGUCGUCGCUUCUUCGGUGGCUCUUGAAUGAGGCGGGACGAAGGGACAGUUGUUUAACACUGUAAAUAAUCAGACAUCGGAUACGAUUGUGGGUCAACAAGGUUUCCUCGGGGGCCUCAAUUAUCUCCCGCUUGGUUUCCGAGACACGUGUUGGCACGUGUGCACAUCUAUCAGGACCCGUUGCCGACUCUGAUUAUUUCGCUUUUAACGUCGCGGCCACACGGAAGCCGUUGAGGAAGCAGGUCAAGUAGCGGAGUCGUUACUUGCUUACCUUGUCGCGAAAUAUCGGACUCGUUGGCUGUAUCGAUCGCGCGCGCCUUCGAGGAGACUCCAGGAAUCGGCAGAUUGCGCGGAGGUAGCGAGCUAAAUAAACAAGGACCGCGAGUGGAGGCCAAAGGACCGCCGCGGGUUCGAAAAACACGACGCUAUCGCCUUUAUCAUUCUCCCACUUUUUCUUAGACCCUUUGACGAGGGAAGGUAAACGCAGAUAUAGCUCGUUGCUCGACUUGUCUCUCCCUAUAUAUCGGCCUCGUGUAAGCCCGACAUUAGUGCGCAGUCAAUCGAAUUAGUCGAACAUGUAAGCGUUCGCUCGCGCUUCGUGGGAUUCGCCGCGCGAUCGAUCGAUCCUUCCCUGGACGUGGCGCGGGACGAUGGAUGCGCAGUGAAAUUAAACGGCGCGACUUCGACGGCAGAAGUGCAUUUAGCGCAGGCACGCGUAAUGGGCGUGAGAAAAAGAAAAGAGGAAAAGUCGGGCGCGUUUCUCUUAUCUCGAUUCGCGUCGUUCGUUAAAAACGACGUGCACUCGGGAGGUGCGCAUCAAGCUAAAUUCAAUCAGUGGUUGGCCGGUGUACUUUCAUUGUGCAUUCAUUGGACGCGGGGAUUUCGUUAGGAGACUUUUCCGUCGCUCUCGCGGACGGCCACAUUAAAUCCAGAUAAGAAUCGUACGAGAGCGUGCCGCGGAAAGUUUUAAUCCGCGCGAAUGCCUCGCGAACUUUAAGAUAGGAUAGAUGGUAAAGCGUCACUACCGGGCAACGGCGUUCGCAAAAUUCCUACGCGGUCUGGUGUGCAAAAUCCCACGAACCUCGAAGAAAGCGGCGAACUAGGUCAAUAAGUCAGUUAAAGAUCAUCGAGGAAUUCGGGGAAAACGGAAUGGGUUAAUGGAAUACCUCGCCAUCGAUGUUGGCGGUAAAUGAGAGGAUUAUCGAUAUUUAUUAGAAAAUACACAAGGUUAUACACCUAAAUAUAUUAUAUUUCGCACAAAAGCGUACAUAAGCGAUGAAACGAUACCCACCGAAAAAUAAAGGAAAAACAAGAGAUAAAAAUAAAAGUUCCAUUCGAUCGUUAUCACUCCAUCGAUGGAACGGACAGUUAGAAUUGAAAUCGAAUCAGCGACGCGUUGAUCGCAAACGCGAGAACGCUGUCGACAUUUUAACGAUUUCUCUCGGCGGUCUGAAUUGUUUCGCAAGAAGAACCUUCAGCGCGAUAAAGAGAAACAGAUCUCGCGAUAGAGCUUUUUCGUGCUUUUCGAGGGAAAAGAGUGAUCGUUCCGCGAUACGUUCACGCAGACGAGAUUUAGGAUCGUGCGGCCGACCGUGUCCGGGAUCUGUUCCGGAAAGUGUCUACUGGAUCACCCUGUACAUGUGCUGUAUACUUAUAUUUUUCUAGACGGGCCCGUGCUUUUGGCCUGCGAAACAUUGUUUACACCUCACGUACCUAUCUGUCGUUCGUGAUUGACCUAUCGCAAGCUCCUGAGACAAAGGUCGGAGGAGCCUAUUGAAACGCCUAUCAGUACGAUGCUCAGACGCGAUCGAAGACCUCCCUUCGUGUCCCUUUUACGUUUAUUGCACGUGCAUUUACGACGUCGCGAUCGGAUAAAGCCGAGGAAUUUACACCUUCUCUCGAUAGGAGGAAAAUCCGAUCCCCCUCGUCUCUCCAGGGGAAUCCUGUGAACGCUUGGCGAUCCGAAUUCCAAAACAAAUCUCAUAUUCUCGAUUUGAGGCUGAGUUUCCUUUAAUGGAAGUCGAGUUGAUCGGAUUGGUCGACUUCUCGUCACUCUCGACGUUCCUUAUAAACAUUCUCUCACGAUUCACGUUCGAUACGGAAUUUCGAAGUUGAGAUUCAAUUGCAUAUCGCUGUGCCAAAUUCUCCAAAAUUUUCCUCGUUUUUCCAUCAGUCGGCGUGUUUACAUGGUUAAAAUGGUGCUCGUUAGUGGAAAUUUUUUUAACUGAUUUUAUAACGUCGAUCGCGUUUCCCAACGUUUAUACAAGGAUCAAUGUUUAUAUUCUGUUAAUGUUUACAUUUUAAUGAACGUAGUCACCAAACACUUCGAAUAAUUACUUAUGAAAUCGUUUAACGUGUAAAGUAUAGCCACGCGUUAUCAAAAACAACGGAUUUCCAUUGUCAAUGAUAAAUCGGUGAAUUGACGUUCUACGCGUGGACAUUCGAUCACUAUUGCCACAUUUUCAAGACUGCUCGUUCCGCGUUAAUUGAUCGUUGAUUAAUAUUCAACGCGAUUGGUCAGGACAUUGCGUGUAUCCUUAACAAGUUGCAUCUUAUUAUCGUUUGGAGUUAUAUAUAAGUUUUCAUUCGAAGAACACGAUGCCAAGAAAGAAAAAUAAUCCUUGUUUCUCGGGAAACGCGAGGGAAUACUCGGCAAUAUUAUUACACAAGUCAUUUGUUCGGUAUGACUUCAACAAAAAAGUAGUUCAUAUCACGUUGUGGUGAGUGUUAGAAUGACCAACCGCCGUGAAAUUCUGAGUUUCUCGAAAAAAAUGAUUGUUGUCAUUAAGUAAAUACACGAAAUUAUUAGAAAUAAGUGCGCGAAAUCCUUGACUCGCACGUUUCGCGCAGCUUACUGGUCGGCGAACGGCGUUUCCUCCGAUCGACCUCACGAGUCGCGCGAGAUACUUGUGCGCGCGCGCGCGUGUAUGCGUGUGUGUUGGACAGUGUGGAUGAAACAUAGGUGUGUGCAUGUAUCUAUAUAUAUUUAGAUACAUAAACAAAUACAUAUAUUGUAUAUUCGUCUCGCGCUGGUCGACGCGGCGAUGUGUUACUCGUACCAAUAAAAGAUUCAAUAAAUGUGUUUAAUUAUGAAA